CUGCUGCAGUGGAUGCUCCUCAGUGGAGGAGAUCUGAGCAUCUCACAGGCAUUUUUCCAGCCUUUCUUUCCUUGCAGCUCUCGUUCUUUCUGCUGCCCUUCCGUCCGCCGUCGGGGCUUCUGGAUAAAUGUGAUGGAAAAGUGAGGAGAGAAACCUCGAGCUCAGGAAGUCUUUAAUCGCACAGCUCUGCCAUCGUCUGCUGUCUCCGGGUGAAUCCCCUGCCUCUCGAUGCCUCCUGCGGCUUUCGGACCAGCGGUAUUCAUGGUCGUCCUCGCAGCACUUCAAUGAGGACACCUACUCGCUUCCACCCAGGAACAUGAAGGGUCUCUCCGGCGGCCGCCCGACCCAGCUCCAGCUCACCUCUCCCCCCUCAGCCCACACCUGCGGCUUACCGGACUGCGAUCACUUACUGGACCACCACCUCCACCAUGGCAACUCGCGACCCCCUGCCUACCUCCUCAGCCCCACGGAGAGCUGCCCGCUUGAUGGCCACCGCCGCUGCUCCCCGCGGAGCUCCAUCCACUCGGAGUGCAUGGUAAUGCCGGCAUCCUUGUCCACCACUGACCACUCUGUUUCAAGUAGCACUUUCCCUCGCAUGCACUACGGUAGCGCUUCACGGGACAGCUGCGGAAACACUUCUGGUGGCAGGGAAACCCGAGAUGAUGUUAGUUCGUCCUCACACGGUGGAAGUGGCAAAAUGAACCGAAUCCCACCAAACCUCCUGGACCAGUUUGAGAAGCAGAUGCCACUGCACAGGGAUGGCUUCCACACACUGCAAUACCAACGCACCUCCACCACCACCACCACCACCACAGAACAGCGUAAUGAAAGCCCAGGACGGAUACGCCACUUAGUCCACUCUGUGCAGAAGCUCUUCACCAAGUCCCACUCCCUUGAAGGUUCCUCUAAGAUGAAUGGUACCAAAAGUGACUCUCAUCGAGAAAGCUCACACCACCACCAUCAUCACCACCAGGGGCACCACAAACACAGCAAACGCAGCAAGAGCAAAGAACGUAAAGCUGACGGCAGCGGAAAACAGCGCUCUGGAGGCUGGUGGAGUUCAGAUGACAACCUGGACAGUGAUAGCACUUACCGAACACCGAGUGUCAUGUCAAGACACCCCGUGGACCACAUCAGCCACUGCUACCCCGAGUCGGUGCACGGUCACCUGACGGGCGACCUGUCACUCAAACCCUCCAAGAGCAACAACGAUGUCAAGUGCUCCGCCUGCGAGAGCAUAAGCAUGGCGCCGGAAGGCAAGUUCAUGAAGAGGAGCUCCUGGUCCACGCUGACGGUCAGUCAAGCAAAGGAGGCUUACAGGAAGUCCUCGCUCAACCUAGAGAAGCCCAUGGCACCCACAGACCUCAAACCCAACCUCAGGCCCUGUCACUAUCUACAGGUGCCCCAGGAUGAGUGGGGGGGUUAUCCUGGAGGCGAAAAGGACGACGAGAUCCCGUGUCGUCGGAUGAGAAGCAGCAGCUAUGUUAAAGCGAUGGGGGACGAGGACAGCGGUGAGUCGGACUUCAGUCCCAAGAUGUCGCCUCAGAAGACGGUUCGGCCCGACGCGCUGGUGAAAGCCCCCAUCAGAUCCAGAGACCUGCUGGACUCCCAGAGCUCUUACCGCCUGGAUAAAAUCAACAGUGACAUGCGUAACUACAUCACCAAUUUUGCUGCAGACUUGAGUCAGAGCUACCACUUGCAGGCCGCCAGGGACAUGCGUCCGAGCUUUGCACUGGAUCCCUCUGCACACUACAACUCUCCCAAGUUUCGCUCCAGGAACCAGAGCUACAUGAGAGCCGUCAGCACGCUCAGCCAGGCCAGCUGUGUCAGCCAAGUGAGCCAGGUGAGUGAGACUGAAAUCAACGGACAGUUUGAGUCGGUUUGUGAGUCGGUGUUCAGUGAGGUGGAGUCCCAGGCCAUGGAAGCGCUGGACCUGCCCGGCUGCUUCCGGACCCGGAGCCACAGCUACCUACGAGCCAUCCAGGCCGGUUACUCCCAGGACGACGACUGCAUCCCCCCCAUGACCUCGUCCACCGUCACCUCCACCAUCAAGUCGACCACAGCAAUUACCUACACACCCAGCUACAAGAAGAACCCUCCUCCUGUCCCGCCACGCACAACCUCCAAACCCCUCAUCUCCAUCACAGCCCAGAGCAGCACGGAGUCCACGCAGGACGCCUACCACGAGGAGAGGCACCCUCACGGUGGCAUGUGGACCCCUGAUGGCCUCAGCUUAGGACUGAACCCAGGAAGGGCCCUGUAUAACUCCACUGACAGCCUGGACAGUGCAAAAGCCGUGACUAUAGCCAUGGAGGCAGCUGGACUCAUGUCCGGAAAAAGACAUCCGUCCACAGACAGCCACUGCUCCGUCCUCACCUGUGACAAAGCCAUCCUGGUGUCCAAAGCUGAGGAGUAUUUGAAGACACCUCGAUCCUCGAUAGGGAUACAGGUGGAAGCAGCCACUGACUCUGAGUCUGAAAGCAAAGGCUUGCCGGAGUACCACUCUGUCGGGAUCCAAGUGGAGGACGACAAGAAAGGACAGGGCAGGUUCAAACGCUCCAACAGCGUGACAGCAGCAGUACAGGCUGACCUGGAGUUGGAGGGCUUCCCGACCAUGGAGGACAAGAGUCUGCAGUUUGGAGGGGGCUUCCAGCGUCACUCAGAGCCCAGCACGCCGACUCAGUACGGGGCCGUGCGGACAGUACGAACCCAGGGCCUCUUUAGCUACCGUGAGGAUUAUCGUACCCCCACAGAACCUCCAAGCCCCAGGGAGACCACCAGCGAGACCACAUGGCAGCUGGAGCCCCCUUCCCCACGGGAGAGCACGGCCUCAUCAGGCGAGUCGGGCCGGGUGUCCCCCUCGCUGCGGAGGGACGGGAGCUGGUUCAUGCAGUUGCUCCACACAGAGACGAAGAGGAUGGAGAGCUGGUGUAAGGAGAUGGAGGCAGAAGCUGAAGAGAACGACCUUUCCGAGGACAUUCUUGGCAAAAUUCGAAGUGCUGUUGGAAGUGCUCAGCUGCUCAUGUCUCAGAAAUUCCAGCAGUUCUACUGGCUGUGUCAACAAAACCUGGACCCCAGUGCCAUGCCUCGAUCCACCUCUCAGGACUUGGCUGGGUUCUGGGACUUACUGCAGCUGUCCAUUGAUGACGUCACCAUGAAGUUUGACCAACUUCAGCAGAUCAAGAACAACCACUGGAGGCCCAUUGAGAGUCCAGAGAAGAAGCUACCAGCUCCUGUACCAAAGAAGACACUGCGACAGAAGAGCUCAGUGACGAGGGAGAAAUCCUUGGACCUCCCAGACAGGCAUCGGCAGGAGGCCCGCAGGCGGCUCAUGGCUGCCAAGCGGGCCGCCUCUUUCCGGCAGAACUCUGCAUCGGAGCGAGCAGACAGCAUCGAGAUCUAUAUUCCCGAGGCUCAGACUAGACUUUGAGAAGACAAAGGGUCAGGGGUCAACAAGGCUCCCUGUUCCCACGUUCAAUCAACUUUAAAAACUAGCCUUCUUUUCUACACUGCUACUGUCUCCACUCUUCCUGUAACCAUCUUUACGUAUGAUCUCGAUAGCCGUCCUCAGUGCCCAUCGCCAACACCAUUGGUCUGUAGGAUGCUCUGAGCCUUUUUCCUCCCCACAUUUGCCAAAAUAAACAGUUGCAGAAGGUACGUCCGACAUGGACUGGGUGGAUUUGUAUUUGGCUUGCAGGUGAUGACGACACCCAGCCUAUAAGCUCUCAGGCUGUGUCCUGGAUGGGCGUGUCUGUCGUUUUUCAGCAUUUGCAAAGUGCCAUUU
Messenger RNA from Thalassophryne amazonica, 3784 nucleotides. It is a transcript of the gene dlgap2a, whose product is annotated as discs, large (Drosophila) homolog-associated protein 2a. NCBI's taxonomy places the organism in Eukaryota, Metazoa, Chordata, Actinopteri, Batrachoidiformes, Batrachoididae. The record is from RefSeq and is a predicted model, not a curated record. Gene Ontology annotation, molecular function: molecular adaptor activity. The transcript is spliced from 12 exons. Gene Ontology annotation, biological process: signaling. Gene Ontology annotation, cellular component: glutamatergic synapse; postsynaptic specialization. The coding region runs from base 317 to 3430 and encodes 1037 amino acids.